AUGUCAGCGUCAGGACCAGCGCAAGGCCAAUCUGAAGGCGCUUGGAAGCAGCAGAUUACCUCCAAGCUUUCCAAAGAUGAGCGUCCCCAGACCGAGGAUGUCCUCAAUACAAAGGGCAACGAAUUCGAAGACUACUUCCUCAAACGCGAACUCCUCAUGGGCAUCUUUGAAGCUGGUUUCGAACGUCCCUCUCCCAUCCAAGAAGAAGCCAUCCCUAUCGCGCUCACCGGUCGAGACAUCCUUGCGCGUGCCAAGAACGGCACUGGAAAGACCGCCGCCUACGUCAUCCCAUCGCUAGAGAAGCUCAACACCAAGAAGAACAAGAUCCAGGCCGUCCUCCUCGUCCCUACCCGUGAGCUCGCUCUCCAAACAAGUCAGGUCGCAAAGACCCUCGGAAAGCACCUCGGCGUCGAGGUCAUGGUCACCACCGGUGGUACCACGCUUCGCGACGACAUCCUGCGUCUCGGACAGACCGUCCACAUGCUCGUCGGAACUCCUGGCCGUAUCCUCGAUUUGGCCGGCAAGGGCGUCGCCGACCUCAGCCAGUGCACCACCUUUGUCAUGGACGAAGCCGACAAGCUUCUAUCCCCCGAAUUCACCCCCGUCAUGGAGCAGCUGCUCAGCUUCCUCCCCAAGGAGAGGCAGGUCAUGCUCUUCUCGGCCACGUUCCCGCUCAUCGUCAAGGACUUUAAGGAUCGCAACAUGGUCAAGCCCUACGAGAUCAACCUCAUGGACGAGCUCACCCUUCGCGGUGUCACCCAGUACUACGCUUUUGUCGAGGAGCGUCAAAAGGUGCACUGUCUCAACACGCUAUUCUCCAAACUCCAGAUCAACCAGUCCAUCAUCUUUUGCAACUCGACCAACCGUGUCGAGCUGUUGGCCAAAAAGAUCACCGAGCUCGGAUACAGCUGCUUCUACUCGCACGCAAAAAUGCUCCAGGCGCAUCGAAACAGGGUUUUCCACGAUUUCAGGAACGGCGCCUGCCGUAACUUGGUCUGCUCCGAUCUCUUGACGCGAGGUAUCGACAUCCAAGCCGUCAACGUGGUCAUCAACUUUGACUUCCCCAAGAACGCCGAGACCUACCUCCACCGAAUCGGUCGUUCCGGUCGUUUCGGUCACUUGGGUCUCGCCAUCAACCUGAUCACGUACGAGGAUCGAUUCAACCUUUACAGGAUCGAGCAGGAGCUGGGUACCGAGAUCCAGCCCAUCCCUAGCAACAUUGACAAGAGGCUGUAUGUCGCCCCUUCGCUCAUCCAGGAGGCGGAGGGUAAGAACGGCAACGGCAACAGGCAGGAGGGCAGGCCGGUCAUUCCGCCAGACAUCGUGGUGGUGGAGGUGGCGGCGGCGGAAGACGAGGCGGACCGCAGGGUGGAGCUCCGGCGCAGUAGAGCGGAUGAUGCGCCGGCGUCGCAGAAAUUCGCGCUGUCGAGACGCGUACAUCAUCUCGACCGUCGAGAUGCCCCUUUGAUUCUCUAUCGAUUCGCCAGUGGCAUCGCCCCAGAGAGUACUACAGUUUCCUUCCUCUGCAAAUCGACCCUCAACUUCGCUGUCUUGUCCUUCCACCAAAUCCAUCAAUCUCACCAUCGGCGACGUCGUCACAAACUCACCGACCCCAUACUUACUUCGAACUUCGUAUGGCUUCCAUCUGAUCAUCUGGGUGCUUGGAGCGCCUCCAAUCCUCGACCAUCCACACCCUCACCGCUUGGGAUCGCAAUCAUGUCCGCCGCCGUCGACACCCACCAAUUGCCCUUCGACCUCUACACAUAUACCCGCUCAGUCGUAGCUGCAGCCGCCUCAGCUACCACAACUGCUGCAGCAAACAUCGCUCAAACCACCUUCGACUGGGACAGUGCAUCCCCCGGCAGCGGGGGCAACAAUGGCUCCGACGACAACCCCGCCAUCCCACUCCCCAACCAACGCGCCUUCGAAGGCCCCUGGUUCUCUCAGCAGCUCUCCCUCUCCAUCUUCAUCGGCCUCUUAUCCUUCCUCAUCUUCGUCGUCGUUCGACGUCGGAACGCAGCCCUCUUCGCACCGCGCACCAAGCUCAAAGGCUUCUCUCCGCUCGACGACGGUCACGAUGUCGGAUACUUCGGCUGGAUCCUACCCACGCUCAAGACCGAGGAGUUGCGGAUACUGCAAACGGUCGGGAUGGACGCUGCCAUCUUGCUGAGCUUUCUCAAGAUGGGCUUCUGGCUCUUCUUCGGUAUGAGCUGUUGGAGUGUUUUGGUGCUGAUGCCGGUGAAUUACUGGCAGAACGGUGUGCUGGACGGCGUGAGUCCUGCAGAGGAUAGGGACAACACCACGGAUCCGUUCGGAGUAAGAGAUACCGUCACGAGUGUAUGGACCCAACUCAUCUUCACAUCGCUCAAAAGCAAGCACGACACCCCCGAAGAACCUUUGCCUCAACUACCGCUGCCCGCAAAACCCGCACAGGCUCAGCUCUACCACGCCACCCACCUUCUCUCCACCUAUCUCUUCACCGCGCUCGUCAUGCGUGCCAUCUGGGUCAACUACCAGCGUUUCGUCCGCUCCCGUCAGCUCUACAUCCUCGAGAUCCUCGAAUCCAUCCCUGCGCGAACCGUCGAGAUCCGCGAUCUCCCGGCGCAUCUGCGCGACGAAAAGGCGCUGGCAGAGUACUUUGAGAACAUGGACAUGCCCGUCGAAUCCACCGCUGUGGUGCGCAACACCGAGGGCCUGUCGAGGCUGCUCAAUUUGAGGUCGAGGGCGUUGCAGCAGCUGGAGAAGACAUGGGUGAGCUGGCUGGGCAACCCGACGGAUGCUGAUGGGUACGAUCCGGAGAAGAUCAUGCUUCUGGCGGCAGGGGCGAGUCACGAGGAUACGCAGUCUUCGGAUGUCACAGACGACUUGGUUAGGACCAGCGUCGACCAAGGUGAGCGCGACCAGACUCGUCAAAGGGACGACCUCGAAAGCAGCCGUCUCCUGGGUGACAAUGUCACCGCGUCCGGUGUCGUCUUUACCGGUGCUGAUACGAUCCGAACGCACCGCCCGCGGCCAACGAUGCGCAAGCAGUGGUGGAAUCCGUUCAGCGAAAAAGUAGAUGCUAUCGACGAGCUCACCCGUCAAUUCAAUGCUGUAGAUCGAGCCGUUCGACGUCGACGCAAGACCGGGCGUUUCCCCGGCGGCAACGUCGGAUUCGUCACCUUCCAGAGCGCCGCCAGCGCACAGAUCGCUUCCCAAACCGUGCACUACCCCGUCCCCGCCUACUGCUCCACCUCGAUGGCCCAGGAACCUAGGGACAUCAUCUGGUCCAACAUCGACCUCUCCAAUAACGACCGCCGGGUCCGCCAGGUUCUCGUCACUAUCUUUAUGAUCGCCGUGCUGGUGUUCUACAUCCCGCCCCUCGUCUUCCUCGCGAGUUUCGUCUCACCCGGAGCCAUCAAGAAGUACGCUCCUUGGCUCGACAGGCUGCUGGACACGGAUCAGAGGCUGCGAGCCUUGGUGCAGAACAAUCUGCCUUCGCUCGUCGUCAUCGGAUUCAAUGCCUUGCUGCCGUUGGUGUUGGAGUACUCCUCCUAUCUGCAAGGCUUGAAGGCGAGGAGUUUGGUCGAGUACAGCCUGCUGAAAAAGUACUAUCUCUUCUUGAUGGUUUCGGUGGUGUUCAUCUUUUUGGUGGCGACGACGGCGUGGGGUGUGUUGCAAGAGUUGGCCGAGAACCCGAUGAGGGUGAUCGACAAGUUUGCGGCUUCGUUGCCCAAGGCGAGGUUCUUUUCGCUGUCGUACGUGAUUCUGCAGGGGAUAGCGCUGCAGCCUUUGCAGCUGCUCCAGUUGCCGACGCUGAUACUGCGCGCGUUCUAUCGGGUGUUCUGGACACGUACACCGAGAGAGUUCGCCGAACUCAACGCUCCACCCACCCUGGCCAUGGGAAACGUCUACCCUCAAGCCCUGCUCAUCUUCACCCUCUGCAUCCUCUACUCGAUCGUCUCGCCGCUCAUCGUCAUCUUCGGUACGAUCUACUUCGGCAUCGCAUACGUCGUCAACAAGUACAAGCUGCUGUACGUGUUCUACAAGCCCUACGAGUCUCAGGGUCAGGCAUGGCCGAUUUCGGCAUCCAGAUGCAUCUGGGCCUUGGUGCUGUUCCACGUUUUCCAGUUUUCGCUGUUCAGUGUUAGGAAGGAGUUGUGGAUGAGCACUGGGUUGUUGCCGUUGAUCGUUUUCACGUUCUGGUUCAGUCAGCAUUUGGAGACGACGUUUGGGCCGCUGACGGAGCACGUCAAUUUGAGUAGUGUGGUCGAGGUGUUGAAGGAGAGCGAGGUGGAUCCGGCAGUGGCCGAGUUGGCGCAGAACGGACCGAAGGGUGUGGCGCGGGCCGAGGUGGGAGACGGAGUGGUAAGCAACGAUCCGAGUGCUGUCGCUGCGACGAACAGCGGUGGGCCAAGAUCAGGUACGAUGACACCCAGCAGCAGCAAAAGCAAACAUCUUCUGGGACUGGACGCCAGCUCCAAGAUCGAUCCCGAAUUCACCAAACUCGCACUGGCCAGGUACAGUCACGACGAAGAGGACGAAACGCUGUUCGUGGCUCAACGAGACACAAAGACGGACUACCGCGAACCUCCCGGAGCCGGAUACUAUCCAGGCGUGCUCAACACGGGACGAAGACGAUACGGUCAUCCGGCGAUCACGGGUAUCCUACCGGAACUGUGGCUACCCAUCCCGCAGCAGAAGAUGGAGGAAGGUGGACAGGACGUGACUGCACCAGACGAUCUGGAGUCUGCCACGGGCAUGGCUUCCGCUACGACGUCCGCACUGGGUGCACCUCGGAUCGAUUCUCCAUCGGCGUUGGGACGACGCGUCAGGACGUUGAGCAAAGCGGAGCCUUUGAUCCUGUCGCUACGCAAGCGCAAGAGCAGCUUGAUGUCGGGCGGUCGGACGAGACACAAUUCGACGAAACGCAGCGCGACGCCGGGGUCGGACGAGCCGAGUCAGGAUCGAGACACGAGCACAGCAGCGACGUAUGCGGAUACGGACGUCGGGCAGGAUUUCGGUGUAUGGUCGGAUGGCGUGUCGGGUCCGCAGGGAAGCAGCUCCAGCGCUGCGCUGGGCGAAGCAUUGAGUGGCGGAUACGCUGUUGCUCCGGCGAGGCAGCACAUUAGGGCUGCCAAGGGCGGAGGCUUCGGAGGCGACGUGGAGGAAGAACCGGCGGCUGACGAUGGGGAUGAGGAGGGCGUGUACAUUCACAGAUCGCUCAAGCAAGGGUCGUUUUCUCCCGCACAGUCACCUAGCGACAAGCGCACACGCACACACAAGUAG
Molecule: messenger RNA, 5268 nt
Organism: Pseudozyma hubeiensis SY62
Lineage: Eukaryota; Fungi; Basidiomycota; Ustilaginomycetes; Ustilaginales; Ustilaginaceae
Exons: 4
Coding region: 1-5268 (1755 amino acids)
Biological process (GO): P-body assembly; cytoplasmic stress granule assembly
Cellular component (GO): membrane; cytoplasmic stress granule; P-body
Molecular function (GO): RNA helicase activity; mRNA binding; ATP binding
Source: RefSeq, a predicted model, not a curated record